AUGCGCAUCCUCGUUAUUGGUGCUUCUGGGCGCGUCGGGAAGCUGGUUGUCCAAGAUGCGCUUGCACGAGGACACGACGUGACAGCGCUGGUGCGGGAUGAGGCUUUUCUUGAAUCCAUUACUACCUCGGCCGCCAACAGUGCUCUUACCGUAGUUCAGGGUCAGCCUCAGAACCAAGGCGAUGUCGAAAAGGCUUUUACCGUAUCUGGAGAUGCACCCAGCACCGUCGUUGUCACCCUAAAUAGCGCACGCGCCAGCGACAAUCCCUUUGCAAAACAGACAUCACCACCGACGCUUAUGCACGAUGCCCAUAUUAACAUCCUCACGGCCAUGAAAGCGCACCGUACCCACAAGAUUGUAACACUGCAAGCACACGGCGUCGGUGACUCGUUUCCAACACUCUUCAUGGCAGUGAAGAUGCUCGUGCGCUACUCCAAUAUGGGCAUCGGAUACAAAGACCAUGAGGAGGUGGAGAAGCUCAUCAAGCAGAGCGGUAAAACAUUCGUCCUUGUCCGCCCUGCUCGCUUCGUUCCCGGCAAGGCUGCUCCUGUUCACGUAUAUGAAAAUCAAGGCGAGGGCAUUGGCUCAUUUAAUACUACUACCCGGGAGAGCGUGGCAAGCUUCCUCUUGGAUGCUGUAGAGAAGGAUGAAUGGGACGGUAUGACACCUGUCAUCAGUAACUAG
Messenger RNA from Parastagonospora nodorum SN15, 684 nucleotides. RefSeq lists its product as hypothetical. The record is from RefSeq and is a predicted model, not a curated record. The transcript has 2 exons. Bases 1 to 684 code for a protein of 227 amino acids. NCBI's taxonomy places the organism in Eukaryota, Fungi, Ascomycota, Dothideomycetes, Pleosporales, Phaeosphaeriaceae.